AUGGGGUCCGUACCUCCUGUUGAAGAGCAUGACAUCCUUGUGCUCGGCGCGGGAUUGAGUGGCAUCAACACGGCCCACGUCCUUCGUGACCGGAUGCCCCAUCGCCAGAUCACCAUUCUCGAAAAGAGGGACCAAAUAGGGGGCACAUGGAACUUUUUCAAGUACCCGGGCUUUCGCACCGACUCCUACCUCAACGCCUUUGGACUGGGGUGGUACCCAUGGACCAAGCCGUACAAGAUGGCAUCAGGUCCCGAGAUUCUCGAAUAUCUCAAGGAGGCCGUCGAUAAGGAUGGUCUUGAACCCUUGAUCCGAUUCAAACACAAGAUAACCGGUCUCGAGUUCAAGACGGAGGAGCAGAAGUGGACGCUCUACGUGGAUGCUGACGGCAAGCCCAAGACCAUGAGGGCCAACUUUGUUGUUGGCUGCAUGGGCUACUAUGCAGACAACAAGGCCCUCGAAGCUGACAUCCCCGGGCUGGACAGGUUUGACGGUCGCGUGGUCCACAGUCAGUGGUGGCCUGAGGAUCUUGACUACAAGAACAAGCGCAUGGUCCUGAUCGGCUCUGGUGCCACGGCUAUUACCGUGAUACCUGAGCUCGUCAAGGAUGCUGCGCACGUGGUUCAACUUCAGCGAAGCCCAUCAUACGUUUUGUCGCGCUCGACGCAGCCCAUACACGACUGGUGGCUGCACCUUCUCCUGCCAUUCACGUGGGCUUGCUUGGUGAGUCGAUGGGUUGAGAGCGUGGUCGAGCUUCUAUCGACGGAGUUUCUUCUCAUGUGCCCUGGAAUCGGUCGCAAGGUACUCAUGGACGACAUGAAGAAGCAGUUGCCGGCUGACGUGGACCCACACGUGCACUUCAACCCUUCUUACGGGCCUUUCCAGCAGAGAUUAGGUCUUUGCCCGCAAGGCGACUAUUUCAAGGCGCUGCACAAGGAAAAUUGCGAGAUUGUCACCGAUCACAUCGACACGGUCAUGGAAGAUGGGAUCCUCCUCAAAUCGGGUCGCAACCUUGAGGCCGACAUCAUCGUCCAAGCCACUGGUCUCUACUUUCAGCUCUUCGAUGGAAUCAAACCUCGCGUCGAUGGCGUCGAGAUUGACCCCGGACAGCACUACUCGUGGCGCGGCAUGGCCCUGGACUGUAUGCCCAACGCAGCCUUCAUCUUCGGAUACGUCACCUCCUCAUGGACGCCCGGCGCCAACGCUAUGGCUCACAUGGUGGUGAGGCUGCUGCAGACAAUGGAGAAGAAGGGUGCCGCGACGGUUGUGCCAUUCAUAAAGCGUACAAAGGAGGUCGAGGCACAGACGCAAUUGGCCGUCUCUGCGAAUCCGGGCUACAUUCUCAAGGCGGCAGACAGGAUGCCGAAGACGACAGGACAUGGUCCUUGGUACGGUAGAAAGAACCUUUUCGUAGACACGAUGGCGCUGUGGUUUGGCAGCAUGGAAGACGGUCUUGUCUACGGUGGCUUCAAGGAUAAGAGCGUAUGA
Molecule: messenger RNA, 1485 nt
Organism: Emericellopsis cladophorae
Lineage: Eukaryota; Fungi; Ascomycota; Sordariomycetes; Hypocreales; Bionectriaceae
Product: FAD-containing monooxygenase-like protein
Exons: 1
Coding region: 1-1485 (494 amino acids)
Molecular function (GO): N,N-dimethylaniline monooxygenase activity; flavin adenine dinucleotide binding; NADP binding
Source: RefSeq, a predicted model, not a curated record